AUGAUGGCGGAUACUAACAUCGCCAACUUGCCCAUCGAAGGAUUGCGAGCAGUCAUGCGUGGCAUUUUGGCGAAUAGACCGGACUGCACUCCCGUCUUCGAGGAGCAGACCAGACAUUACUUGGGAGAAACGGCGUCUCAAUUUUUGAAUGUCACCGUGAUUGAUCAGGCAUCGGAUGGAUCAUUCCAGACGACAAGUGCCUUCCAUCAACUCCGCAAACGCAUUUGCUGCAUGGUAGGAUGCGGUAUGUGCUACCAAGCCAUUCCUCUCUUGCAAGAAAUCGUCGAGCAAGUUUCGACGAUUAAGCUCGGGCCGGGCCAGUCGGCUAUUGUGGACCAGAUUGCUGGUGUUGAUGGAGACAUAAUCCAGGCCAUCACCGCCGUUCAGAAGACCCUCUUUGUGGAGUCAGGGUCUCGGGAUCUAUCUGACACCGAAAGAGCCCCUCUUGAGGCGUUGUUGACAUCUCUCACCGCUUGCAAGGCUGCCUGGGCCAAGAACGCACUGCCCUUUGUGUUGGAAAGAGGUCUUGAGGCUACUAUAGAUCUAGUGAACCCUGCUCUGGCAUCGGCCCCCGCGGGCAACGAUGACUCCUUUACAGAGAAGGCACCGCGUGCCAUCUCGGAGACCUUCCAGAUAGCAAGCUCUCAGCUUCCUCGCGUCUUCUCCGGUCUGUGGCAGUUGUCAAGUCCCGCAUGGGGAAGCGCACCUCGGUCCAAGAUCAUACAGCAAUUUUCAAAGCAUGUUGGAAGUGGUCUGACAGCUUUCGAUAUGGCUGAUCAUUAUGGCGAUGCAGAAAUCCUGUUUGGUCAAUACCGAUCGUCCAGCAAGUACUCCAGUUCCCUCUUCGCUGCAACCAAAUACUGCGUUUUCCACCCUAUGAAAGUGACCCGCGACGCCAUCCGCGCGAAGGUCGACGAACGCUGUCAAAGACUGCGCACCGAUAAGAUCGACCUUUUGCAGUUCCACUGGCAGUUCUACAAUGACCCCCAGUACAUUGAUGCUCUGAAAUACCUCCAACAGGACAGCCGAAUCCAGCAUCUUGGUCUCUGCAACUUCGACACAGAGCAUAUGGAGAAGGCGGUUGAGAGUGGAGUCAAGGUCUACACUAACCAAGUCCAGUUCUCCCUCAUCGACUCGCGUCCAACAGUCAAGAUGGUUGAGUUCUGCGAAAAGCACGACAUCAAGCUUCUCACCUACGGCACAUUGCUGGGUGGCCUUCUUGCAGAAAAGUGGGUCGGCCAAGCAGCGCCGGACCUAUACGCUGAGACAAUGACCCCGAGUCUUCGCAAGUACUUCGCCAUGAUCCAAAACUGGGGUGGAUGGGAUCUGUUCCAGGAACUCCUUCGCACAUUGCAGAGCAUUGGCCGCAAACACAACGUCUCCGUCUCAAAUGUCGCCACGCGAUGGGUUCUGGACUUCAAUUGUGUUGGUGCUGUGAUUGUGGGCGCACGUAUGGGUGUCAGUGAGCAAUCGGAAGAGAACUUGGCUAGUUUGGGUUGGUCGCUGGACGCAGAGGACCAGGGACUCAUCCAGGCGAUCUUGGACCGCAGUUCCCGAGCUGAGAUGUUUGAGAGCCUUGGUGACUGUGGAGGUGAAUAUCGAUGA
Molecule: messenger RNA, 1605 nt
Organism: Penicillium salamii
Lineage: Eukaryota; Fungi; Ascomycota; Eurotiomycetes; Eurotiales; Aspergillaceae
Source: the annotation of a GenBank genome assembly